AUCGCCCGCCUCGGGGGUCGCGGCGCCCCGCGCCUCCAGCCCGGACCACCCCGCUGCCGGCCACGUCCAUGCCAAGGGCGCACCCCUCAGCGCUGACAUGGCUGAGAGCACCCCGCCAGCCUCCUCCUCGGCAGCAGCUCCAGCCCCUGAGCUGGGAAUAACUGCACAGCCAGGGCCCCAGAGCCCCCCGCCGUCCCCUCCCGGCCUGGAGGAGCCCCUGGAUGGAGCCGAUCCUGAAGUCCCCCACCCGGACCUGGCGCCAGUGGCCUUCUUCUGCCUGCGACAGACCACCAGUCCCCGGAACUGGUGCAUCAAGAUGGUGUGCAACCCGUGGUUCGAGUGCGUGAGCAUGCUGGUGAUCCUGCUCAACUGCGUGACCCUCGGCAUGUACCAGCCCUGCGACGACAUGGACUGCCUGUCGGACCGCUGCAAGAUCCUGCAGGUCUUUGAUGACUUCAUCUUCAUCUUCUUCGCCAUGGAGAUGGUGCUCAAGAUGGUGGCCCUGGGCAUUUUCGGCAAGAAGUGCUACCUCGGGGACACCUGGAACCGCCUGGAUUUCUUCAUCGUCAUGGCAGGGAUGGUCGAGUACUCGCUGGACCUUCAGAACAUCAACCUGUCGGCCAUCCGCACCGUGCGUGUCCUCCGGCCCCUCAAAGCCAUCAACCGCGUGCCAAGCAUGCGGAUCCUGGUGAACCUGCUGCUGGACACGCUGCCCAUGCUGGGGAACGUCCUCCUGCUCUGCUUCUUCGUCUUCUUCAUCUUCGGCAUCAUCGGGGUGCAGCUGUGGGCGGGGCUGCUGCGCAACCGCUGCUUCCUGCAGGAGAACUUCACCAUACAAGGGGACGUGGCCCUGCCCCCCUACUACCAGCCAGAGGAAGACGACGAGAUGCCCUUCAUCUGCUCCCUGUCGGGGGACAAUGGCAUCAUGGGCUGCCACGAGAUCCCCCCGCUCAAGGAGCAGGGUCGCGAGUGCUGCCUGUCCAAGGACGACGUCUACGACUUCGGGGCGGGGCGCCCGGACCUCAACGCCAGCGGGCUCUGCGUCAACUGGAACCGCUACUACAACGUGUGCCGCACGGGCAGCGCCAACCCCCACAAGGGCGCCAUCAACUUCGACAACAUCGGUUACGCCUGGAUCGUCAUCUUCCAGGUGAUCACCCUGGAAGGCUGGGUGGAGAUCAUGUACUACGUGAUGGAUGCCCACUCCUUCUACAACUUCAUCUACUUUAUUCUGCUGAUCAUAGUGGGCUCCUUCUUCAUGAUCAACCUGUGCCUCGUUGUCAUAGCGACCCAGUUCUCGGAGACCAAGCAGCGGGAGCACCGGCUGAUGCUGGAGCAGCGGCAGCGCUACCUGUCCUCCAGCACGGUGGCCAGCUACGCCGAGCCCGGCGACUGCUACGAGGAGAUCUUCCAGUACGUCUGCCACAUCCUGCGCAAGGCCAAGCGUCGCACCCUGGGCCUCUACCAGGCCCUGCAGAGCCGGCGCCAGGCCCUGGGCCCAGGGGCACCUGCCCCUGCCAGGCCCGGGCCCCACGCCAAGGACCCCAGGCACUGCAAGCUGUGCCCGAGACACAGCGCCCUGGACCCCACGCCCCACACGCUGGUGCAGCCCAUCUCUGCCAUGCUGGCCUCCGACCCCACCAGCUGCCCGCACUGCCAGCACCAGGCGGGCCGGCGGUCCUCGGGUCCCGGCAGCACCGACUCGGGCCAGGAGGGCUCGGGCUCCGGUGGCUCCGGUGGCUCCGGUGGCGGCGAGGCUGAAGCUGAUGGGGACGGGCCCCGGAGCAGCGAGGACGGGGGCUCCUCGGGCCUAGGCAAAGAGGACGAGGAGGAGCAGGUGGGGGCAGUCCGGCUGUGUGGGGACGUGUGGCGGGAGACGCGGGCCAAGCUGCGGGGCAUCGUGGACAGCAAGUACUUCAACCGGGGCAUCAUGAUGGCCAUCCUGGUCAACACCGUCAGCAUGGGCAUCGAGCACCAUGAGCAGCCUGAGGAGCUGACCAACAUCUUGGAGAUCUGCAACGUGGUCUUCACCAGCAUGUUCGCCCUGGAGAUGAUCCUGAAGCUGGCCGCCUUCGGGCUCUUUGAUUACCUGCGGAACCCCUACAACAUCUUCGACAGCAUCAUCGUCAUCAUCAGCAUCUGGGAGAUCGUGGGGCAGGCAGACGGCGGGCUGUCAGUGCUGCGCACCUUCCGGCUGCUGCGGGUGCUGAAGCUGGUGCGCUUUAUGCCCGCGCUGCGGCGGCAGCUCGUGGUGCUCAUGAAGACCAUGGACAACGUGGCCACCUUCUGCAUGCUGCUCAUGCUCUUCAUCUUCAUCUUCAGCAUCCUCGGGAUGCACAUCUUUGGCUGCAAAUUCAGCCUCCGCACGGAUACGGGAGACACGGUUCCUGACAGGAAGAACUUUGACUCCCUGCUCUGGGCCAUUGUCACAGUGUUCCAGAUCCUCACCCAGGAGGACUGGAACGUCGUCCUCUACAACGGCAUGGCCUCCACCUCCCCCUGGGCCUCCCUUUACUUUGUCGCUCUCAUGACCUUCGGCAACUAUGUCCUCUUCAACUUGCUGGUGGCCAUCCUGGUGGAGGGUUUCCAGGCCGAGGGGGACGCCAACCGCUCCUACUCCGAUGAGGACCAGAGCUCAUCCAACAUGGAAGAGUAUGACAAGUUCCAGGAGGCCCUGGACAGCAGCGGAGAUCCCAAGCUCUGCCCAAUCCCCUUGACCCCCAAUGGGCACCUGGACCCUAGUCUCCCACUGGGCGGACACCUGGGUCCUGCUGGGGCUGUGGGCCCUGCGUCCCGCCUCUCGCUGCAGCCAGACCCCAUGCUGGUGGCCCUGGACUCCCGCAAGAGCAGCGUCAUGUCCCUGGGGCGGAUGAGCUAUGAUCAGCGCUCCCUGUCCAGCACCCGGAGCUCCUACUAUGGACCUUGGGGCCGCAGCGGGGCCUGGGCCAGCCGUCGCUCCAGCUGGAACAGCCUCAAGCACAAGCCGCCCUCGGCUGAGCACGAGUCCCUGCUCUCGGCGGAGCGCAGCGGCGCUCGGGCCUGCGAGGGCGCCCGGGAGGAAGCGCCUCCGCGCGCUGCGCCGCUGCAUGCCCCACACGCCCACCACGUGCACCAUGGGCCCCAUCUGGCGCACCGUCAUCGCCACCACCGCCGGACGCUGUCCCUCGACACCCGGGACUCGGUGGACCUGACAGAGCUCGUGCCCGCCAUGGGCGUCCACCCCAGGGCCGCCUGGAGGGCGGCGGGCAUGGCCCCCGGGCACGAGGACUGCAACGGUAGGAUGCCCAAUAUCGCUAAGGACGUCUUCACCAAGAUGGACGACCGCCGGGAUCGCGGGGAGGACGAGGAGGAGAUCGACUACACUCUGUGUUUCCGCGUCCGCAAGAUGAUGGAUGUCUACAAGCCUGACUGGUGCGAGGUCCGCGAGGACUGGUCGGUCUACCUCUUCUCCCCGGAGAACAGGUUCCGGGUCCUGUGUCAGACCAUCAUCGCCCACAAGCUCUUUGACUAUGUGGUCCUGGCCUUCAUCUUCCUUAACUGCAUCACCAUCGCCCUGGAGAGGCCCCAGAUAGAGGCCGGCAGCACUGAACGCAUCUUCCUCACGGUGUCCAACUACAUCUUCACGGCCAUCUUCGUGGGCGAAAUGACACUGAAGGUGGUCUCGCUGGGCCUGUACUUCGGGGAGCAGGCGUAUCUGCGCAGCAGCUGGAACGUGCUGGACGGCUUUCUCGUCUUCGUGUCCAUCAUCGACAUCGUGGUGUCCUUGGCCUCGGCUGGGGGAGCCAAGAUCUUGGGGGUCCUCCGAGUCCUGCGGCUCCUGCGCACCCUACGCCCUCUGCGGGUCAUCAGCCGGGCCCCAGGCCUGAAGCUGGUGGUGGAGACGCUCAUCUCCUCCCUCAAGCCCAUUGGGAACAUCGUCCUGAUCUGCUGUGCCUUCUUCAUCAUCUUUGGCAUCUUGGGGGUGCAGCUCUUCAAGGGCAAGUUCUACCACUGCCUGGGUGUGGACACCCGCAACAUCACCAACCGCUCUGACUGCAUGGCUGCCAACUACCGCUGGGUCCAUCACAAGUACAACUUCGAUAACCUGGGCCAGGCUCUGAUGUCCCUCUUUGUCCUGGCCUCCAAGGACGGCUGGGUGAACAUCAUGUACAACGGACUGGAUGCUGUGGCUGUGGACCAGCAGCCUGUGACCAACCACAACCCCUGGAUGCUGCUGUACUUCAUCUCCUUCCUGCUCAUCGUCAGCUUCUUCGUGCUCAACAUGUUCGUGGGCGUGGUGGUGGAGAACUUCCACAAGUGCCGGCAGCACCAGGAGGCGGAGGAGGCGCGGCGGCGCGAGGAGAAGCGGCUGCGGCGCCUGGAGAAGAAGCGGCGCAAGGCCCAGAGGUUGCCCUACUACGCCACCUACUGUCACACGCGGCUGCUCAUCCACUCCAUGUGCACCAGCCACUACCUGGACAUCUUCAUCACCUUCAUCAUCUGCCUCAACGUGGUCACCAUGUCCCUGGAGCACUACAACCAGCCCACGUCCCUGGAGACAGCCCUCAAGUACUGCAACUACAUGUUUACCACGGUCUUUGUGCUGGAGGCUGUGCUGAAGCUGGUGGCAUUUGGCCUGAGACGCUUCUUCAAGGACCGGUGGAACCAGCUGGACCUGGCCAUCGUGCUGCUGUCCGUCAUGGGCAUCACACUGGAGGAGAUUGAGAUCAACGCUGCCCUGCCCAUCAACCCCACCAUCAUCCGCAUCAUGCGGGUUCUGCGCAUUGCCCGGGUGCUGAAGCUGUUGAAGAUGGCCACGGGGAUGCGGGCCCUGCUGGACACCGUGGUGCAGGCUCUGCCCCAGGUGGGCAACCUGGGCCUCCUCUUUAUGCUGCUCUUCUUCAUCUACGCCGCCCUGGGGGUGGAGCUCUUUGGGAAGCUGGUCUGCAAUGACGAGAACCCUUGCGAGGGCAUGAGCCGGCACGCCACCUUUGAGAACUUCGGCAUGGCCUUCCUCACACUCUUCCAGGUCUCCACGGGCGACAACUGGAACGGGAUCAUGAAGGACACGCUGCGGGACUGCACGCAGGAGGAGCACAGCUGCCUGAGCAGCCUGCAGUUCGUGUCGCCGCUGUACUUCGUCAGCUUCGUGCUCACCGCGCAGUUCGUGCUCAUCAACGUGGUGGUGGCCGUGCUCAUGAAACACCUGGACGACAGCAACAAGGAGGCGCAGGAGGACGCUGAGAUGGACGCCGAGAUUGAGCUGGAGAUGGCACAUGGCCUGGGCCCCAGCCCGCGGCCGCCCCCCAGCUCCCCGGGGGCCCCAGGCCGAGGGCCAGGGGGGGCGGGCUGCGGGGGUGACGCCGAGGGCCACCUGUGCCGGCGCUGCUACUCCCCAGCCCAGGAGAACCUGUGGCUGGACAGCGUCUCUUUAAUCAUCAAGGACUCCUUGGAGGGGGAGCUGACCAUCAUCGACAACCUGUCCGGCUCCAUCUUCCACCACUACGCCUCGCCUGCCGGCUGCGAGAAGUGUCACCAUGACCAACAGGAGGUGCAGCUGGCCGAGACGGAGGCCUUCUCCCUGAACUCGGACAGGUCCUCGUCCAUCCUGCUAGGUGACGACCUGAGCCUCGAGGACCCCGCGGCCUGCCCGCCUGGCCCCAAAGACAGCAAGGGUGAGCUGGGCCCGCCUGAGCCCACACGGGUGGGGGACCUGGGCGAGUGCUUCUUCCCCUUGUCCAACAUGGCCAUGUCCACGGGUGCAGAGAACUUCCUGUGUGAGAUGGAGGCAAUCCCCUUCAACCCUGUUCGGUCCUGGCUAAAACACGAGAGCAGCCAAGCGCCCCCAACCCCCUAUUCCCCAGAUGCCUCCAGCCCACUGCUGACCAUGCCUGCCGAGUUCUUCCACCCGGCUGUGUCUGCCAGCCAGAAAGCGCAGGAUAAGGGCGCUGGCGCUGGGACCCUCCCCAAGAUCGCCCUGCAGGGCUCCUGGGCAUCCCUGCGGUCACCGAGUGUCAACUGCACGCUCCUCCGGCAGGCCACCGUGAGUGACACGUCGCUGGACGCCAGCCCCAGCAGCUCGGCGGGCAGCCUGCAGACCACGCUGGAGGACAGCCUGACCCUGAGCGACAGUCCCCGGCGCGCCCUGGGGCCGCCCGUUCCGGCCGCCGGGCCGCGGGCUGGCCUGUCGCCGGCCACGCGCCGCCGGCUGAGCCUGCGGGGCCGCGGCCUGUUCAGCCUGCGCGGGCUGCGCGCGCACCAGCGCAGCCACAGCAGCGGCGGCUCCACCAGCCCGGGCUGCACCCUGCACGACUCCAUGGACCCGUCGGACGAGGAGGGCCGCGGCGGCGCGGGCGGCGGCGGCGCGGGCAGCGAGCACUCGGAGACGCUCAGCAGCCUGUCGCUCACGUCGCUCUUCUGCCCGCCGCCCGCGCCGCCGCCGCCCGGCCUCACGCCCGCGCGCAAGUUCAGCAGCACCAGCAGCCUGGCCGCGCGCCCCGCGCCCCGCGCCGCGCUCGCCCGCGGCCUGGCGCGCAGCCCCUCGUGGGCCGCGGACCGCAGCAAGGACCCGCCGCGCCGGGCGCAGCCCGCCCUGGGCCUCGGCCCCGCGGCGCCCGAACCGCAGCCGCCGCCCGGGGAUCUGGAGGCGGCGGACGCCGCGAGCAAGAGGAAGAGAUGAGGGCCACAGGGACCGCGCCGGACGCCACUGUCGCCCGCCCGCCCCGUCUCACCUUCUUUUACCUCAGGAGCCAGGGAGCAGACAGCAAUACUCGGUCCCCACCCCGGAGCGGGGCCGCCCGGGCCCUGGCGCCCGGGAUUGAGGAGGGUCGGCCAGCGGGGCUCGCGCGGCCCGGCCCCUCCGGCGCAUAGACGCAUCUGUACGCAGCAUAGAUCCACGUAGACAGACGCAUAUAUUUAUUUUUUCUACUGAGAGCUUAUGACUUCUAGAAAGUGCUAGAGUUGGGGGCAAGGCCGGGCCCUGUGCUUAGGGCCAGGCCGCCCAGGGUGGAUGGCCCUGCCCGGGUGGGGCAGCCGCAGUUUGGGUGGCUCCCGGGUUGGGAGCAGCUGGAGGGAUUCUCAGGGCUCAGAGGCCCGCAGGCCCGGAAGAGGUGCAAUUCAGGGUGCACUUUUUUUUCCCUUUAAAGAAGAGACGCUGCUAAGAUCUCCCCUCCACCCAAGUGUCGGGGUGUCUGUCUUGUCCUCUGACUGUCUUGUUGUUGUGAAGUCCUUUGUAGACACCUCAGAGCACACAAACUCCCUUAGUCAACCGGUUAGAUGUUUUCUUAGGAAAUCAGGGGCGAGUAGUCCUAUUUUCUAAGGGCAGGGGUUAGGGAGAGGGCAGCUCCAAGGCUGGCAGGGGGCCCUAGUGCCAAAUGAAGUCCUGACCUCUGAGCACUCUGGGGGGUGGGUUUCUGCCCCCUGGAAGGCCAUGAGCUGGGAUAGCUGCUUAUAUAGGAUAGAGGACACAUGAAGGGGCACUGAGCAGAUUUCAAGGGUCAAGGGUACCCCCUGGUCCAUGCAGGUGCCCCUGGACUCAGCAGUCAGUUGUGUGGGACUUACUGGGUUGUGCUCACCCCCCACAGCAGCUCUCCUUCCCUAGUGGAGUUCAGGGUACAGCAGGUCCCACGGGGUUCUAAGCAGGGAGCCACCUGCCCAGGCCUAGGGACCAGCCCCCUCCCUCCCCUCAGCUCCUUCACCCUGGAGACCCAGGUCCUCCGACCCCCUGAUGGCCCAUCCCUGGGUCUCUGUCUCACUGUCCCUAAGGUCAGGUCUCUCUGUAGGAGUGCUUUUCAAACAGGUUCUGGACGGGUGUUUUUAUUUAGAUAGUUAUGCAUUUUUCCAUAUUUAUUAGAAAAAAACAUAACGUGUUGAACCUGUGAUUUCACAGGCAUAGUGCUUAGGUCAAGGCUGAGUUCUAAAAAGCAAGUCGAUCUAAAGUCAGUUUAAGGAAGGAGCUUGGAAUGCGUUGGCAGUGGUGUCUGCAGAUUUAGCAGAAAUGCAGCAGGGUUGGCAAAUGCCAUGCUUUGGCUGUUGGGGGCCUUGGCCUCUGCUGACGCCUGCCCAGCUGUAGGGGAUGUCCUUGCUCCCAAACCCUGACUUCAAAGACCUUGGCUUCCAGAGGGCUGUGUGGACAGGCUCUGGGGGAAUUCUAGGCUGCCCCGGGGACCCUUGGGGCCUGGGUGCUAUAGCAGAGUGGAGAGGAGGUGGGUGAUGGGCUUCACUGCCUGGAGGCCCUUCUCAGAGCUGAGGGGUGGGGGGGGAAGUGUCCUCAGGCCCACUGUGCACCUGAGGAGACCCAGGCCCAGAGGGGAAGUGGCCCUGGGGUCCUGCAGGGCCUGGCAGCAAAGAAGCUGGGGUACCUGUGAAAGCCAGUGGAGGGCCAGGACCUCACACCUGGACAGUGUAAAAGCAUCCCAGAUCUUAAAGGUGGGCGAUUUGGGGCGUCCAGCCUGGCGUAGGGCUGGUGUGCCCGUCACCUUCACAGGGACAAGUUCCGACACUGUCCGUCAGCCUCUGUUUUUCUGGGCCCAGCCUCUGCCAUCUUGUUUAAUCUGCAGGGCGGCCCUGUGGGGGGUGGGGGUGCUGCUCCAAGCGGACUUUCCAGUGUCACUUGGUCCUCAGUGGCCGGCAGGGAUUACGUCCCUUCACCCUGAACUGUGUGACCCUGCAAUAAGCAGGCACGUGAGGAGGACAUUAUAGGCAAAGUCCAGGCCCAGCCGAGCAGGGCACGCGAGAAGGUGGGAACAGCUGGACCUGGAGGCAGAGAAGCUGGGCCCCUGCGGCCGGCUCCGGCAAAGUGCCGAAUGCCGAUUCCAGGCAUUUGCCCUUGUUCCCGUGGGUGUCAGGGACCAGGAAGCCGAGAGGCACCAGCCUGAACGCUGAGAUGAAUGUGGGUUGGGCAAACGGUCCCUCCUCCCCCUCCAACUCUGUGACCUGGGCUGUGUCCAUCACAAAAGCACAAACUUACCCUAAUCCACUUGGGCCUGGCUGUGGGGAGGAUGGGGUUCCCGCGCCAACUCCCCUAAAGCUGUUUGUUUGCCAGGCUCUGUGGAGUGGAGACUGGUGGGCACCUUGGCAUCUGCAGAGAGGGCCUCGGGACAAGACGGGCCGCGGCCUGCCCCUGGCCACGCUCCCUCCUUUCCCUGCAAUGUCCUCUGCCCCAGGCAGCCUGUUGAAGGAGGACAAAGCGCACAGUAUCAGCCUGUCUGCCUGUCCCUGUCCCUCCCUGGGAGCCUGCCGCUCCAGCCCCCUUUGCUGCGCUGUGUAAGGGCUUGGGGUCUUAGAAGCCACUGUUUAGCCCAUACACACAUAAAUAUUUCUGUCUUUGUGCAAUAAUCAAUGUUUCUGGCAGAGCCAGAGCCAAGCUGGGGCCUGCGGAGGAGGCAGAGGUCACUCCUCCAGGAAGCCCUCGGCUGGCUCGGCCGCUGUGGCUGCAGCACACCCCCACCCCAUCACUGUACAGUUUCUAUGGUGUGAAUGAACUUCCCUCCUAGUUGCUGACGGCGCUGGUCCCUGCGGGCCCGGAUGGCCCAGGCGUAGAGAGACCAAGCGGCCACCCCACCAGUGUUGUUUUGAAUAAAACCCAGAUACCUAUUUAGGACUUUC
Messenger RNA from Marmota monax (woodchuck), 9585 nucleotides. It is a transcript of the gene Cacna1i, whose product is annotated as calcium voltage-gated channel subunit alpha1 I. The transcript is spliced from 37 exons. The record is from RefSeq and is a predicted model, not a curated record. Gene Ontology annotation, biological process: positive regulation of calcium ion-dependent exocytosis; calcium ion transmembrane transport; membrane depolarization during action potential. NCBI's taxonomy places the organism in Eukaryota, Metazoa, Chordata, Mammalia, Rodentia, Sciuridae. Gene Ontology annotation, molecular function: voltage-gated sodium channel activity; low voltage-gated calcium channel activity. Gene Ontology annotation, cellular component: neuron projection; voltage-gated calcium channel complex; voltage-gated sodium channel complex. The coding region runs from base 98 to 6658 and encodes 2186 amino acids.